Messenger RNA from Eurytemora carolleeae, 1086 nucleotides. RefSeq names its product chaoptin. The transcript has 11 exons. NCBI's taxonomy places the organism in Eukaryota, Metazoa, Arthropoda, Copepoda, Calanoida, Temoridae. The annotation marks the transcript as partial. Gene Ontology annotation, molecular function: protein binding. The record is from RefSeq and is a predicted model, not a curated record.
UGUGAAGCCAUAUUACGUUGAGUUUAUCAUCAGUUCUAGGAGUUUAGAGCCAGGGUCAGGUGCAACUGUUUCGUGUGCCAGAUAAGUAGAAUGGACUAAUCCUACAGUCUAUCCCUGUAUCCCUGUAUCCCUGUAUCCCUCUUCAGACAAUGGAAUUGUGCGUAUUCAUCCAAAAUAGAAUUAACGUAUCCCCCUCAACCAACUAAAUCACACAAUCUUUAAACAAAGUGAGAAAUUAAACUAUUUAGUGAUAAAAACCCCGUUUAUAAACCCCGGAAGUGCUGUGACGUAGACCGGAAGUGAGAACCGGAAGACGGAAGAUCUUCCAACUUAGUUCUCCAGCUCAGUUAAUACUCUCUCCGCUAAAGAUGUAUAUUCUGUUGUAUCAACUCUCUCUACUGGUCUCCUUGAGCUCCCAGAUAUCUAUACUAGAUAGAAAGAAAUUAUCCUCCUGCAAGUUUAACCCACUCUGCCUCUGCUCAUCAAACGGGGAUGAUCUGGGGGCUGUAGAGUGCAAUGGUAUAGAACUAGCAGACGUUCCACAAGAUCUCAUAGAAUCGAGGGUUUUUGCGUUAACCCUGUCAUCUAAUUCCUUGAGAGUGAUACAAGAAGAUAGACUGAGAAACAUGGGUUGCUGGAGUGUUGAAAUCAGUAGAAACCUGCUGACAAGAUUACCUCCCGCUACCUUCAGUGGUUUGGAGCGGUCAGUCUGGAGGUUAAUUCUUGCAGGAAACCGGUUCCAAGAGAUACCGUACACUAGUAUUCAGAGACUUAAUAAACUUAAUCAUCUAGAUCUUGCAGAUAAUGAGAUUUGUGAGCUGGAUGUUACCCAACUGAAGACUCUACCACCUUCUAUUAAAUAUAUUAGUUUAGCCGGAAACUCUAUUGCUUCAGUCCCUGAAGGAGUAUUCUGGAAUCUAGGAGAACUGACUGAACUAGAUCUAAGCAGGAACAUGAUAAUCAACAUACACAGUAUGGCUUUAAACACAGGCCUACCCGUCCUGGCAACUCUAAACCUAGCAGACAAUUUACUAUCCAAAAUACCUUUCAUGGCUAUUGAGAACCUCAACGCUCUAAAAAUGCUAG